This is a messenger RNA of Cynara cardunculus var. scolymus (artichoke), 1364 nucleotides long. RefSeq names its product probable protein phosphatase 2C 25. Gene Ontology annotation, biological process: protein dephosphorylation. Gene Ontology annotation, molecular function: cation binding; protein serine/threonine phosphatase activity. NCBI's taxonomy places the organism in Eukaryota, Viridiplantae, Streptophyta, Magnoliopsida, Asterales, Asteraceae. The transcript is spliced from 3 exons. The record is from RefSeq and is a predicted model, not a curated record. The coding region runs from base 33 to 1166 and encodes 377 amino acids.
AUUCGAACGUUACAGAGAUCUGAAAAUCCAAAAUGUGUACCGUUGCGAUCUCAAACUCGCCGGUGUUUUCACCAUCAUCAAGAGUUUCUUCUUCGAUUUUCUGCAAAUCGUCUCCUGAAUCCUUGACUUUGACCCACGCGCCGUCGUCUUCCUCCAUCUCACCGUCUUCGUCUUUCAAGUUCCGUCUUCAGAAACCACCACCGUCGGCUAGCGGUCUGAUCAGGGCUUCUAACGAGGAUUCACCCAUUUCUUGUUCUUCUACUUCUCCGACGCUUUUGAAAAGGAAGAGACCCACUAGGCUUGAUAUUCCGAUGUCGUCUUCAGGAUUUUCUUCCGACCGGGCAACGCCGUGCGGAGCGGCGGUGGCGGAGGACCGGUGGAAGGAGGUGGAGGUUGAGGAAGAUGGGUAUUCGGUUUAUUGUAAAAGAGGGAGGAGAGAAGCCAUGGAAGAUCGAUUUAAAGCUGUGGUCAACUUCAAUGGACAGAAUAAACAGGCAUUCUUUGGUGUUUUCGACGGCCAUGGCGGAUCAAAAGCAGCUGAAUUUGCAGCAGAAAAUCUCGAAAUCAGGAUUCAAGAUGAAGUAGAAAAGAGAGGUGAAAUCGAAAUAGUUGAAGCAAUCAAACAAGGUUAUCUAAACACAGAUUCAGAGUUUUUAAAGCAAGAACAACGCGGCGGAGCUUGUUGUGUCACCGCCAUCAUCAGAGCCGGAAAUCUGGUGGUAUCAAACGCCGGCGACUGCCGUGCCGUCGUCAGCAACGGUGGAGCCGCCCAAGCCCUCACUUCAGAUCAUCGUCCUUCCAGACAAGACGAGAAGCUUAGAAUCGAAUCCCUGGGUGGUUAUGUGGAUUCUAGUCGUGGUGUUUGCCGAGUUCUUGGAUCACUAGCAGUUUCAAGAGGAAUUGGGGAUCGUAGCCUGAAACAAUGGAUCACAUCCGAACCCGAAACAAAAAUGUUCAAAAUCGUGCCCGAAUUCGAGUUCUUGAUCAUGGCUUCCGAUGGAUUAUGGGAUAAAGUCAGCAAUCAAGAAGCAGUUGACAUAGCUAGACCCUUUUGUGCAUCCGCGGAAGCAGUUUCAGCUUGCAAAAAGCUGGUGGAACUCUCUGCUUCUCGAGGAUCCGUGGAUGAUGCGAGUGUGAUGAUCAUUCAAUUGGAUCGCUUUUGUUGAUGAUGAUGAUGAAAUAUGCUCCGAAAGAUCAUCAAGAAACCAUUUUUAUCCAACUUUUGAUGAUCGUAUUAUUGUUCUUCGGAUAUUUAGUUCAUAGUUUGACGAGAUUCUUUGUAACAAUCGAACUACUUAACUUUAUUCAUUCAUUCGUUCAUUCUUUACUACAACAUAAUCAAUUAUUAACGGGUUUUCAGAUUC